Messenger RNA from Arabidopsis arenosa, 1397 nucleotides. The record is from the annotation of a GenBank genome assembly. Lineage: Eukaryota; Viridiplantae; Streptophyta; Magnoliopsida; Brassicales; Brassicaceae.
CCUCAACAAUUGAAAACCGUACAAAUUCAAUUUCUUCACAUAAAGCUCUCUCUUCCUUGUCAUUCUUCCUCCUUUGAAUCUUUUUCUCUCCGCACAAUCCCCAAAUGUCCGAUAGGAUACUGUGCAAGUUCUUUGUCCAUGGCUCGUGCUUGAAAGGCGAAAAUUGUGGAUUUUCCCAUGAUUCUAAGGAUCCGCCUCAUAAUGUUUGCACAUUCUAUCAAAAAGGAAUAUGUUUGUACGGAAGUAGAUGUAGAUACGAUCAUGUCAGAGCUGCUUCCAAUGUUCCUCUUAGCUUAGAUUCUGAGUCUCUGGAUCGCUCUAUAUCCACCACUCCCUCUAGGAAUCUGCAACUACAAGGAACACCCGAUAAUAAUGACGGUGAUAAAUCCCCUAACGUCUAUUGUAUCCACCCAAGAGAGUACCCGAUCUGCUCUUUUGCUGCAGCUGGUGAUUGCCCUCGAGGAAACCAGUGUCCUCAUAUGCAUGGAGACCUCUGCAAUACUUGUGGCAAGAAGUGUUUGCAUCCUUUCAGACCCGAAGAACGAGAAGAGCACACUAAAGAAUGUGAGAAGAAGCAAAAGCACAUUGAGGCUUUGAAACAAAGUCAAGAUAUCGAGUGUAGCGUGUGUUUGGAUCGUAUCUUGUCAAAGGCAACUCCAGGGGAAAGGAAGUUUGGGCUGUUGACCGAGUGCGAUCAUCCGUUUUGUAUACAAUGCAUUCGUAAUUGGCGUAGCAGUGCUCCUGUUUCGGGAAUGGAUGUCAACAGUACGUUGAGAGCUUGUCCUAUAUGUCGCAAACUCUCUUAUUUUGUUGUCCCCAGUGUUGUCUGGUACUCUACUCCUGAAGAGAAAAAGGAAAUUAUCGACAUAUACAAGGCAAAACUAAGAUCUAUUGACUGUAAGCACUUCAACUUUGGAAAUGGAAACUGCCCAUUUGGAGCAAGUUGUUUCUAUAAGCAUGCAUAUUCUGAUGGUCACUUGGAAGAAGUUGUUUUACGGCAUCUUGGUUCUCAAGAAGGAGAAACUGUAAUAACAGGCGGUAUCAGGCUAUCAGAGUUGCUUGGAGGCCUGCAGAUUUUCUAAAAUAUUCUUUCCCAUAUAAUCAAUCGAAUAACACUAGGUGGUGAUGACAACUUAUUUUCUUAUCAAACUCAUUUUGAUUCUGAGUUUUGACAAUCCUCUUAAAUAAGAAAUGGAGACAUGCUCAGAGAGGAUAAUAGUUAAAAAGAGAUCAGGACACAGGAGAAACUCAAAUGUAAUAAUAUUUUAGAUAGGGAAUGUCUACUACACAAUAAUGUAAAAAAAAAGUGUGAAUAUACCCAACAAAAUAAUGUAAAUAAUGCUUUUCAUAGCACUUCAUCUGUAAGAUAUUUUAGAUAAUAAAAUUUGAGUUUCUAU